AUGGUGGGUUUGCUGAAGAAGACCACUGGCCAUGUGGGAUUGGCUGCAAGUGACAAUCCACACAAGCAAUCAGAUGUUAAAAAAUUGGAAGACCAGCUUCAAAGUGGUCAAAUAGAAGAGGUGAUUCUUCAGGCUAAAAGUGAAAUAAGUCUGGUGAGAAAAAUGAUACAGUGGAAAACAUGGGAGUCUUUAAUGGAAGAACCUCCCACCAAUCAAGGAAAAUGGCCAAUAUUAUCAUCAUUAAAUGACUUUGGUGUGUUGAUGGAAAAAUGGUGUAAUUAA
This is a messenger RNA of Choloepus didactylus (southern two-toed sloth), 282 nucleotides long. RefSeq names its product NADH dehydrogenase [ubiquinone] 1 alpha subcomplex subunit 5-like. Gene Ontology annotation, biological process: respiratory electron transport chain. The record is from RefSeq and is a predicted model, not a curated record. Bases 1 to 282 code for a protein of 93 amino acids. NCBI's taxonomy places the organism in Eukaryota, Metazoa, Chordata, Mammalia, Pilosa, Megalonychidae. The transcript has 2 exons.